CGCAUUAAUAGACACCUUGGGUCACUCCUCUUUCAGCACCCUACACAGUUUAAUAGAAGAAAGAGCUUCAAAUAGCCAGGAGGAGUUUCACCCACACAGUUGUAGCUCAGCUUACUCUCCCUGGUACAGCUUUGCUGUUGGGUGGGUGGAAGGCAGGAUUAGGGAUCUGGAUGACUCAGAGAAGUGGCCCAUACAUUUCUCCUGGUCAUUUUUUAUAUGGGAGAGAGAGGGAGAGUAGCCUGACACUGGGCUCUUUCUGCUUCUGAGCAAUUGUCACCUUCUGUUUGAAAACUCUGCUCAGAGAGUGAAACCCAGAAACGAUGGCUGCAGCUGGGUUAGCACAGUGUCUGUCCCAUCGUCUGGUUCCUAGGACUCUCCAAACCUGGCUGCUAUACAGAAAGGACAAGCCUGGCUGUUGUCGCUACUACAGGGCAGCAAUCUGCAGGAAGCUGAAGGACCCCUUGGCUAUUGAGGAAGUUCCCUCUCGUCCUAUCCAGCCUGAUGAGGUCAGAGUUGAUGUCCAUUUCUGUGGGGUUAACUUUGCAGACAUCUUGACCUGCCGGGGACGGUAUCAGGAGAGUCCACCACUUCCCUUCACACCUGGAAUAGAGCUUGCGGGACAGGUAAUGGAGACAGGCACGAAUGUCAGCACAGUAAAAGAGGGAGAUCGGGUCAUUAGUGUGAUUAACUUUAACACCAUGGCUGAACAAUGCAUUGUUGAUCAGAAGAAAUUGUGGCAGAUUCCAGAAGGAGUCUCCUACCAAGAAGCUGCUGCCCUUCCUGUAUGCUAUGGCACUGCCAUCUUGGCUCUGGAGCAGCGGGCACGGACACAGCCUGGGGAAACUGUUUUGGUGACAGCAGCAGCUGGAGCCACAGGACUUGCCUUGAUAGAUGUAGCAUCAAACAUUCUCCAGGCCAAGGUGAUUGCAGCCGCUGGAAGUGAUGAGAAAUGCAAGCUGGCACUGCAGAGAGGGGCGAAGUCCGCUGUGAAUUACAGUCGGGGCAACAUGAAGGAGGAACUGAAGAAGCUAACAGGCGGGCAGGGGGUCAAUGUGGUCAUUGAAGCUGUGGGAGGUGAUGUCUGCCUGGCUGCACUCCACAGCCUGGCUUGGGAGGGCAGGAUGGUGGUGAUAGGCUUUGCAGGAGGAUCCAUUCUGUCCAUUCCAUCCAAUCUGCUCCUGGUGAAGAACACGUCAGUCAUGGGAAUCUACUCGACCCGAUAUCUGAAGGAGAAUUUCCCACUCUUCUCAAAGUAUAUGUCCUCAAUUCUUCAGUACUGCCAGGAAGGAUCCAUCAAGCCACACAUUGGAAGAAUCUUUAAGCUGGAAGAGAUCAAUGAAGCCUUUGAGCAUGUGACCCAGCGCAAAACUACAGGCAAGGUGAUUCUUUCUGUUAAAUGAACUUGCCAAUUAAGACCUGACCAUCCAAGCCCUUCCUUGUGACUUCAUUGGGGAAUUUACUGUCUUCACAUUUGUGCUGUCUUGGAGAGAAUGGGGAUAUGCAGCAAAUGAAUUCUCUUGCCGCCAUGCUUUUGUUCCAUUGGACUCCCAUGUCUAGAAAGCACUUUUUUCACCCUUUGACCUUCCAAAAUACAAAUCAGAUGCCAUCCCUCUGAUCUAUCUCGACAGCUCUAUCUCUUCCCCAGCUCUCUUUCUGGAAAUCUCUUUGUUUCACAUUUGCAUUUGCUUAUAAAACCUAACCCCUAGAAUGAAAGCUCCUCAAGGGCAGGUAUCUACUUUGGUUUUUAGGAAGAGUGGAUAGAUUUAGAAAGAGUGGAUAUAUUCCCCAGCAUCUAGCAACUUGUGCAAAGGAGAUGAUGAAUGUGGGACAACUAGGUGGAACAGUGGGCAGGUAGGUGGUACAGUGGAUAGAGUGCCUAGCUUGGAGUCAGGAAGACUCAUCUCUGAGUUCAAAUCCGGCCUUACUAGCUGUGUGACCUUGGUUAAGUCAUUUAUCCCAUUUGCCUCAGUUUCCUCAUCUGUAAAAUAAGCUGCAGAAGGAAAUGUCAAGCCACUCCAGUAUCUCUCCCAGGAAAACCCCAAGUGAAAAAAGACUAAACAAUAACAACAAGUGGAUGAAAUUCUGGACCUGGAGGAAGAUCUGAGUUCAAAUUUGGUCUCAGAUACUCUGUCUUAUGUGACUCUGGGAAAGCCAUUUAACCUUCUUUCUGCCUCAUUUUCCUUACCUUUAAAAUAGGCAUAAUUUUAGCACCUAUCUUCCAGAGGUAUUGUGAGGAUAAAAUGAGAUAAUAUUUGUAAAGUCUUUAGCAUAGUACCUGGGCAAUUGUAGGUAUUUCAUAAAUGUUUAGUCCCUUCCUUUCCCCCCUUAACAACCUAUGUUUGAUGCCAGAGUGAACACGGAUCUUUCUGUAGAAGGCUGGUUGAUAGGGAAGAUAGGAACCAAGUCUUAUAUAAUAUAUUUACAUAUACAAUAUUAUAUAUGAUUAGAUUAAUAUAUUAUAUAUUACAUAUAUACAUUUGGGUUCCAUUAUACAGAUGAUGUCCCCAAUACUUGAGGUAGAUUUUAGCUAUUACUGUUAUGUGGUAUGGCAGGUAUGUUUCUUUUACUAUCUGCACAGGAUGACACAGACACACAUCUCCCAGAGGACAUCAUGUCGUAUCAUUUGCUGGGGCAAAGUUCAACUUGUUCAUUGUCCAAGUCUGCAUUGAGAAAGGCCAAUAAAAGCUUUCAAGAGUGCCAA
Messenger RNA from Monodelphis domestica (gray short-tailed opossum), 2701 nucleotides. RefSeq names its product protein Cryzl2-like. Gene Ontology annotation, cellular component: mitochondrion. Gene Ontology annotation, molecular function: oxidoreductase activity. Lineage: Eukaryota; Metazoa; Chordata; Mammalia; Didelphimorphia; Didelphidae. The record is from RefSeq and is a predicted model, not a curated record.